Hydractinia symbiolongicarpus is the source of this 3410-nucleotide messenger RNA. RefSeq lists its product as uncharacterized. The record is from RefSeq and is a predicted model, not a curated record. Bases 327 to 824 code for a protein of 165 amino acids. NCBI's taxonomy places the organism in Eukaryota, Metazoa, Cnidaria, Hydrozoa, Anthoathecata, Hydractiniidae. The transcript has 5 exons.
AGGCAUUAAAGACUGACUUUUCUCCGACCCUAAUUAGAAAUAAAAUUGUAUAAUUAAUAUUUUGAAUUACAUCAUGCAUAAUUAUAUGUUUUCGCGCGGGAAAAGAUAGUGAAGAGUGUUUGUGCUUUCGGAACGUUUUUCGAAACAGUGUUUAUUAUAAUUUAUCAUCCAAUAUCGAUCACGCAUUGAAAUCAUUGGAUUUUAACGACGUUUUUAUUUAUUAUACUUAUUUAUUUUAUAUAUUUUAUACUUCUUAUACAUUAAUUGAAUCACGUUCUCUCUUCGUCGUUGUGGGAACUAACUUAUCGACUACUAUCAUUCACGAUAUGGAAACUGAUGAAACAAGUGGAAAAGUCGAUUUAAAAGAACAGAAGAAAUAUGAGCCUAUUCUCAUUGAUUCGUCCGACGAAGAGAAUGGAGUCGACAGAAAAAGGCAUUCACCCCAAUCAGAUGACGCAGUUGUUCCAAAAAAAUGUUCAAAGACAGAGAAUUCUGUUAAAAAUCUAGAAGCUGUAUUGGAAACUUACGCUGAGAGCAGCCAUCGACAUUUUGGAAGAAAUGAAUUGCAAAAUUUUAGUCGAAAAUCCACCUUUGAGUGCAUUCUCCCCCGAACGCGAUUGGUGUCCAACUAUAAUGUCGUGCACUACAAGGAAAAACAAUCCGUGACAGAUCCUUGUAGAGAGACUGCCAUUCCAACGCAGUCACUUCUUCUUCGCUGGCAGUCAGAGUUGGAAAAGGGGAGAAUCGCUGCUGAAUAUUUUUACAUCGAAUUCUCACAUGGUGUUGCUAAAAGAUACGACUUACAGUACAAUAGUUCUGCAUAAUAUAUAUCAUGCAUAGUAUGAGGGAAAUAAAUUAUGAUAACGGAGGAGAGAAAAACGGAGAGCGACGAAAAUUAUAAUUUUUAAGGUCGGAGAAAAGUCAGUCUUUAAUGCCUAGUCAAAUAUCGAGGUGUAUACCCUGUCUAUUAUUUCCAGGAGGGGCCAUGGCUUAGAUGGAGAGUCCUAGAGUAUUUAAUGCUCAUUUUGAGCGACGCAGACCCAAUUAGGGCCCGCGCUCUACUAGACAACUCCCGGCAACAUCCAACGGCCCACACAGUGUGCCAUCUUCCCAAUUUCCCUCCCAUGGCUUGGGUUAACCCGGGGCUAUGGUAACAUUCUCUCGCCCAUGUUGAAUCGAACCCCGGUCUCCCGCGCACAGAGUACGAGAGCUAUAACCACUAAUCUAAGGCUCUCUAAAGAGUGGGUCUAUGCGAAGGAAAAGUAGCGACCUGUUGUGUUGUUAGCUAUAUCUAGCUAUCUAGCUAGCUAGAUAGCUAUUCGAGCUAUAGCUAUAAUAGACUGGGCGGUCAGGGAAAACUGCUAGCUGAAACUAAGCGAACACUGUUAAUUUGACAUACUGAUCUGAAUUAGAAAAACACCUAAAUUAGCCCCACAAAAUCAUUGAUAACCAACAACAAGAUAACUUAAAACCGAACACUAAAAGAUCAACAAAAAUGAUGUGCUAAUCCACUACAUUUUAAUCAAAUAUAGAUAAAUUUUGCAUGAGUAAGGCACCAGAAGCAAAAAAAUCUUUCAUUUAAAAAAACAUUUAUUGAUUCAUUAUGAAAAUAAACAUCGCUUUGCGCUUACCAAUAACACUCUCCCCCAUUAUGCUUUUUCUUAUUAUGUUACCAAAGACUAUAAUCCAUCAUUUUCACAUUUGAAGGAAAAAUUUCAAGGGCAAUUAAAUUGCUGCUAUAACAUGUUUAUAAAAAUUGAUGUCCCUAUAUGAAAAAUGUUCUAGGCAGAAACAAUCUUUUGUGAAUUGUCAUGACUGAAACCUAUUACCAGGCUUAUAGUAGUGUUAAGCGCAUGAUUUGAUGGUAUUUAACUAAAAAUACAUAAUCGGAGCAACAUAAUCAGGACUGGCUGGCUUAUUACCAUUAAAUCACAAACAUAAUCGGGGGCUGACCGGCUUUUAUAUCAUUCAUCAUCACUUCCGACAAGCAAAUAGCCCUGGUGGCAAAGUUGUUGUGUAAAGUGGCUGCUUAUCUCGAUUAAUUGCUGGGAAUAACUCCCUGUGAUGUGAUAUAGAAAAAGAAGAAAUUUUGAACAGGGCAGUCGAUUCAUACAUGCAGAAGAGGAGGUUUGUCAGCAUAAAGACACCUGUUCUAGUAACAGAUAUGGAUCACAAUACAACAGCGACAACGAAGAGAGUAGUGAUAGUUAUGAAACAGACAGCGAUGUAAAAAUCUUUAGGUUCGGUAAAAAUAUAUACAAGCUGUUGUCUCUAUAAAUAUACAGAGUUUUGGUAGCUUGUGGGUUUUGUUUUUAAAAAUGUUUAAAUAACACUUGUGGCAUAACGAAAAAAAUCCAUUAAAUUCGGACCUGCUAUGGUUUCCAAUUGUUUUGUUAAAUGAAGAAAUUAUCUACAAUUAAAUUCAUGAUAAAAAAUGUCUGUUCUGCCUGUAAGUGCAGUUUUGCAGACUUGCUUUAUCCGUGCUCCCUUAGCGUUCACCUCAGCAUUAGUUAAGAAGACCUGUUUACCAACGACGAAGGGGCGAAGCAAAAGAGAUUUAUGUCUACGUAGUUCUUUUAACUAAGUCAGGCAUCAAUGAAUUAGCUAGGAUGGGGAGGUUGGCUAUGAAUAGGCUUGCUUAUGGAUUAAAAAGACCAGGAUUAUUCAUUAAUUCUCAGAUCUAAAAGUAAUCUGUUAACGUAGGUACGCGGAUCUUCCCGUACCUCACGUAUUUUAGGUACAUGAUAGGGCGUAGGAACGCGAUCGAGUAUCUCAAAAUGAGAAGCCUGCAUUUACUACUUGGUUGUUUGGGGUCUGGAUCAAAGUUGGUUAUUCAUUUUUCACAUGCUUCAUUCAAUAUGGCAGUUUGUUGUGAACAUGGCUUGUAAACAUCUUAUUGCUGAAAUAAAUACGUCAACAAACGAAAAAGAAGCAAAUAAAAAGCUUCAAAAACACUGCGCUGCCGCUCUCCUAAAUGUAAUAAUUGCACGCCAAAAUCAUAGGCGUGCGAUACUGAUUGCACACCUGUAUUAAUGUAGGCGUACGUACCACCGCACGUGGGUGCAAAUAUUCAUGACCAAGACUGCAUCCCAAAAUUUGCUCAUAACUAAUCUCGAUUUCAUGGUAUUCUGCAUUUUUGCAUGCAUGUUAUGUGAAACGAAAUGGAUAUUAGGUCUAUUCGUUUAACUUAAAACACCAUUAUGAUGUAUAAAAGAUUAAAAAUCUUAUAUGCUAUAGGUCUUUUCUAGUAUCUGCAACACCCUCACACAUGUUUGUAAACAUAAAUUUAAUAAAUAUAUAAUUUUAGCUGUUUCACUGGUUACUAUAUAUAUUAUGCCCAUGCCCAUGAAAUUCACCUAACUCUGGCCUAUUUUGUGAUUAUUAAUUGUAGCAAAACGUUAUAGCAUUUU